This is a messenger RNA of Phytophthora infestans T30-4, 900 nucleotides long. RefSeq lists its product as uncharacterized. The coding region runs from base 1 to 900 and encodes 299 amino acids. The record is from RefSeq and is a predicted model, not a curated record. NCBI's taxonomy places the organism in Eukaryota, Oomycota, Peronosporomycetes, Peronosporales, Peronosporaceae. The transcript is spliced from 3 exons.
AUGGCAGCUGGAGGUCUGUCAACAGUGUGCGAUUUGUGGUGCCAAGCGCGUCGGAAAAGCGGAGAAGAAGAGCAGGAACGAAAGCCGACGAUGGCCCUAGACCCGCUUCACUCUCCAGGAAGCGACACACAAGAGCUGUACUCUCCAGCAGUGCCCAACGCUCUAACGGUCUUGACUCUCAGUGUACAAGACGCCGGUCCGACAGCGGAUCUCAUGGCCAAGACGAAACGACGCAUAUUCUCCACGCCAAUGCUGCGCCGCUCUGCCACGGCUUCUUCGGCUGCAGCGGCAUCUGCAGCCUCCAAGAUCAAGAGCAACUUGUCCACAGUUAAGCUCCCAACGGCAUUGAAGCGCAACAGUGCGAACAGCGGGAAAAACGCGGCGGCAGCUCCAGUCGACUGUGUGCCAUCGCUGUCAAGGUCCAGCACCGAUUCCUCCGUGAAGAAGGAGACCAAUGCUGUACCAAACAACGGCAAGAAAUUUGCCAUCCCGUCGCUGAAGCACAUCAGAGCCAGCGCCAUGGACAAGAUGAAGACAAAGCCUAGCUGCCCACUGGACUCUCCUGAGGCUAAAUCCCAGCGCAGCAAUAUCAGCAGCGAGGAGGAUACGAGCAACGAAGAUUCUGUUACGCCCCAGCAUGCAACGUCGGCUAUUACUUCGCGGUUUGUUUUGGGAAUGCCGACCAUGCUGAGACGCGCUGUCUCCAAUAACCACCCGCCUGGCGCUGAGGCUAUCGCUCACAAGAAGUCGCCGGAUACUAGUGCGAACUCCACCCCGCGUGGAGAAUCCUCGGAGGAUGAUUGGGAUGAGAACGACCGACACUCUUUGCUGAUGAUGCUGCAGGUGCCCGAAGCUCGGAAUUCGCUGAUUCCGUUGAUGGCGGUUAGCCAGACCUGGUGA